AUGAGCUCUGGCUUGGGUUGUGAAAGGUGUUCGAACAACGAAGAAUGGCGAAUAAACUAUACGCAACAGUUGGAAACGGUGGUGGCGGAUGGGAUGUCUAUAUUCGAGACGCAGACGAAAGAACGAUUCGAGAAUUUGUGUAAAGUCGAAGCCGAAAAGCACAAAGCGGAGAUUGUCAUUUGGGAGAGCAGAUGUCACGAUUUGGAAGAUGAACUUCAGAAAAGACACGAAAGAAACCAAGAUUUGCUAUUCGAUGCGCAGCACAAAAAUAUGGAAUUCGCGGAAGAGAUCAAGAAGAUGUUGGAAGAGUCCAAGGAGAGCGAACGAUUCUUGAAGCAGAAAAUCAGUUAUUUGGAGGAGAAACUCGAGCAACCUGCACUGCAAAAAUCACAGUAUGCUGCACAACUCGACUCUGAAAUUAAAACUUAUAAGAAGAAUUUCGAAGCUGAAAUGUACACUGUCAAGUAUGAGAAUGAGAAGUUAAAGGAAGAGAUCAUAAAGAUUUCGGAUAACUCGGAGAAGAAUGAGGAAGUCAUGAUGCAAGAAAUUGAUUCUUUGACGGAAAAGCUGGAGAAAGCAAAACACGACUUUCGCGUCCAGGAAGUCACCGCCGAUCGCAUGAUUCGCGAGAACCAACAAUUCGAGGAAAUUGAGGUCCCCAAAUUGCAAACUGAAAUUAAAAAGCUGAAAAAGGAGGUCAAACGGCUGAAUGACGAGUGGAUAAAGUCAACACUGGCACUUGCUGAUAAGAAGAAUCUUCCGAAACAAACGGUUGAAGAAGUUCAGAAACAAACCAUAGAGAAAUGUCAAGAAAGUAUGAAGUUGCAAGUUGAACAAUACUUGAAACAAAUCUCGGAUCUCAAGAAUCAGCUGGAUACGACUGAAAAAAAGUUUAAAGCACAGACGAUUGCUAAAAAGUAUGAGCAUGACGUGAUGGAGAGGGAGAUGAAGGAUAUGGAGUCUCAACUUGAACAAGAGAAACGUGCCUCCGAUAAGGAUCUGUCCGAACAUUUCAAACGAAUCAAGGAGCUGAAAGAGGAGAUGCGAGAACAGGAAACGUUGUUAUCGGCGACACGACGAGAGAAUGAAACUUACCAGAACAUAAUUCAUUCCUUGCAACAAGAACUUCAAGACAAGGAGGCGUCUGUCAACAGAAUCAAAGAAGAUUUUCAAGAACAAAUUAUUUUUCAGCAAUCUCUCACUUCGCAAAAGCAUGUAGAAAUAGAGAACCUCAAUCGGGAGAAUGCAAAACGAUUGGAAAUUAUUGCUGAUCUGAAAGCGAAACUGAAAAAUACCGAUGAUGUACAUUAUGUAAAUAGAAAAUUUGAUAAACAGACACCAAAGGCAGAACCGCCGAGCUUGCCAGAUUUCGAGAUGCACGAAGAAAGAAAUUCCGAACAAAAUGAUGACGCAAACGAUGUCGAGAUGAAUGAAUUGAUAGAAGAAAACGUUCCAGUGAAACAAAAUCUCGAACUCGACGAUUUCGAGAAACUCAAAAAGGAGAAUGCUGAAAAUGUGUCUAUUAUUAACACUCUUCGAACACAAUUUCUCGUUGAUAAUCAUCAGUUCGAGAAGGAAAUUCAGUCUCAUCAGGACGAGAUUGAGCAGCUCAAGAGCCAGUUGGAGGGUGUUGAUUCGUUGAAACAAGAGCUGCGUGAGUGUAAAACGAAACUGCAGCAGCAAACCGACGAAAUGGAACGCAUUUCGAAGGAAAGAGAGCAAUUGAAUGAAGAAAACGAGAUGAAUGUUCGAGCAGUUCUGAAUAUGCAAAACAAGUUGAAAGAAGCGGAAGUCAAUAUUGAGAGGCUGAAGUUAGAUAUUAUUGAGCUGGAGCAACCAACACAACAAAAGAAAGCCGAUUCUGAGAAGCUCGAGACAUUAUCCGGCACCAUUCAAGAUCUUCAAACGCAGUUAAAGGAGCAAGAAGGUGUCAUCGCAGAGUUGAGAGAGAAGAUUGCUCUUCAAGAAGAGCUUGCCGCGCAAGCGAAGGUCGAUUUCGAAAAAGUUAAAAGAGAGCGUGCAGAGUACUAUGUUCAAACAAUUUGUGAUCUUGAAAAUGAGUUGAGAACGAAGGAUGAGGAACACGCAGCCGCUCUCAGAGAUUUGACCGAGAAGCCGGUCAGAAGUUCUCGAAAUGAUCUGAAAAUGCUCAGAGAAGAGAAUGAGAAUCAUCUGAAGACAAUUCAGAUGCUCCAAGGGCAAUUGAAGAAGAAUUUUGAGGCUUCUGAUCUCGCUAUGAAAGAAUUAAGGGAACAGAUGGUGACUCAGCAAAAACUCGAUUCCCAGAAGCAAAUGGAGAACGAAGAAUACCUUCAAAUACUGAAAGUUCAAAUGAAGGAAGACGAGGAUUCUGCCAGUGCUCUGAUUAGACAGUUGCAAGGACAACUCAUCGCUGCAGAAGAUUCAGAAUGCCGACGACUUCAGGAUAUUCAGCAAUUGAAACAAGAGAACUCACUUCAGCUCGAGACGAUUCGUGCUCUCGAUCAAAAAUUGCUGGAGAAAAGUGUGGCGGAUAUGGCUGAGAAUAACAGUGAAGCGCUUAAAUUAGGAUACGAGCAUCUUCUGAAAGUGACUCAAAAUCUGCAAGAGAAAAUCAUAACCAAAGAGGCAAAUGCCAACACGACGAUUCAUGAGUUGCAGCAGCAGAUUCAUGCUCAACAAAAUCUCAUAGUUCAAACCGCAGAAGAAAUGGGAAAUCUCAAGAAGGAGAAUGCAAGUUUCACGAAGAAUAUUCUGGAUUUGCAAAUGAAACUUGAGCAAUCUGAAGCGGCGGAUAAAGGAGACAUUGAUGAUAGAAUAGUUGUCGAGUUAAGAGAGCAAAUUCAAGUUCAACAAUCGCAGAUAUCUGAAAAGGACUCCGACAAUGAGAAACUUUCGAAUCAAGUGACACACUAUUUGGAUACGAUUCAUUGUCUUCAGGAGAGAAUCACUAAUGAUAAGACGAACUCAGAAGGCGUCAUUCGGGAUCUGGAGGAGAAAAUUGUUAAUCAGCAAAAACAGGCUGAAGAUUUGGAAAGAUCGAGAAACGAGAAUUCACGUGAACUGGAUAAUAUACCGAGUCUUUCAGAUGAGAACACUGAAAAAACAGAGAGAGAAGAGCUCGAAAGAAUAGUUGAGGAUCACAGAGAACAGAUCGGACGAUUGAUGCAUCAGCUGGAAAAUGCUGGAGCAACAAUCAAUCAACUUCGCCAGGAGAUUGAAGAGAUUCAGCAGCGAUUUCGUCAAGAGAUUCUGGCCAGUCAGUUUCUCAAUGACGAACAUUUACGUCAACUGUCAGAGAAGAAUGCUGAAAUUGAGGCCUUGAAAAACCACAUGGGAGAGAACGCACGACUUCUGAAAUCUCUUCAAACUUUAGAGAAAGAACUCUCGGAAUUGACAAUUGCGGAUAGUAAGCGGAAGGAGCAGAUUCAAAUGCAGCAAGCAGAGAUUUCUCGAAAAGAAUCGGAAAAAAAUCAGCUCUGGAGUAGAAUUAAUCAGCAUACGAAUACCAUCGAAAAUCUUGAAAAUUCUCUGAUAUCAAUCCGCGGAGAAGCUGAAGCGACAAUCGCUCAAUUGCGUUGUGAAUGUGCUCAAAAAGAGCGACGUCUUCUCAGUGAGAUCAAAUCAUUGGCUGAUCAAUUGGUCGCAUCUGAUAAAUGGGCGGGAGAGCUAGAAGAAGACUUGAAUGACACCAUUCGGGCGUUGGAAGCAAGACUCAAAACCGUAAUUACUCAGAACUCGAAUUCGACGGCUGUUUUAGCCCACACGGAUGACAAAAUUUGGGCGUUGGAAACGAAGUUGAAUAAUUCGAACAACGACGUGAAGCGUCUGACGAAUGAUUUGGUUAAAGCUAAAUCCUGGGUCAGCGAGUUGAAGAUCCAACACGAGGAGCAAGUUAAAAUGAUGCAGGAUCAAAUUCAGAAGCUUGGUGGAGCAUCGAUGAAUGAAGAGGAAAUGGUGAAGCAUGAGUUGGCCGCUGAGAAAUGUUAA
Molecule: messenger RNA, 3969 nt
Organism: Caenorhabditis remanei
Lineage: Eukaryota; Metazoa; Nematoda; Chromadorea; Rhabditida; Rhabditidae
Exons: 29
Coding region: 1-3969 (1322 amino acids)
Source: RefSeq, a predicted model, not a curated record